Ciona intestinalis (vase tunicate) is the source of this 2700-nucleotide messenger RNA. The record is from RefSeq and is a predicted model, not a curated record. Lineage: Eukaryota; Metazoa; Chordata; Ascidiacea; Phlebobranchia; Cionidae.
GUUGAUAGCUAUAGGAUAAUUAUUUGUGUAACACUGUAUUGAUUAAAAUGGGAAAACCAAAAGUAAAGAAAGGAAAGAAGAGGAAAGAUCCAGAAGACGACCCAGACUUCUAUGAGGAUGAAGAUGACUUUGAGGAUGACCAAGAAGUUCAAGCAAAAGCUGUAGUCCCAGCGGCUGCUGGAAGGAAUAUUGACAGCAACACUACUACAGCAUCGAGUGCUCUUUUAGAUAAGUUCGGAGCCAAGGACUACCGUUCCAACAUGGAGAUGAAAAAGGACCACGCUUCCAGGCCUUUAUAUCUUGCUCCUGAUGGUCAUAUCUUCUUGGAGUCAUUUUCACCAGUAUACAAGCAUGCUAGGGACUUUUUGAUCGCAAUUUCGGAGCCGAUUUGUCGUCCAAAAUUCAUCCAUGAAUUUCGUCUUACCCCAUACUCACUUUAUGCUGCUGUCAGUGUAGGUUUGGAUACCGAAGAUAUAAUUGAGUAUCUAGGUCGACUCAGUAAGACCUCCAUUCCUCCUGGUAUAGUAGAAUUUAUACGUCUUUGUACCCAAAGUUACGGUAAAGUGAAACUUGUGCUAAAGCACAACAAAUAUUAUGUUGAGAGCUCACAUGUGGAUGUUAUACAAACAUUACUAAGAGAUCAUGUGAUUGCAAGUUGUAGAAAAGCUGUAACUGAAGAAGAAAAUGGAGAAGCUACUACUUCAGGUGGUUUACAAGUGUCUACACUUGUUAGCAAGCAAGCUUUGCAGGUGAACAAACCAUCAAACAAUGCUGAGGAAGGACAAACAGCAGAGGAUCAGAAUGAGUCUGCGGUUCCAAAGGAUAUAUAUGACUUUUAUGAACAAAUAGAUAAAGACGAUGAAAACGCAACUGAAGAAACGCAAGUUGUUUCAUUUGAAGUAAAUCAAGAGAUGGUGGAAACUCUGCAGAAACGUUGUAUAGAAUUAGAAUACCCCCUGCUUGCGGAGUAUGACUUUCGUAAUGAUACAAUCAAUAAAGACUUAAAAAUAGACCUCAAACCAACUACUGUGCUACGUCCCUAUCAGGAGAAAAGUUUGAGGAAGAUGUUUGGAAACGGGAGAGCCAGGAGUGGAGUCAUUGUUCUUCCUUGUGGAGCAGGAAAGACACUUGUUGGAGUGACUGCAGCUUGUACUGUAAGGAAACGAUGUAUGGUCCUCUGUACAUCUGGUGUCGCUGUUGAGCAGUGGAGAUCUCAGUUUAAGAUGUGGUCAACUGCGGAUGACAGCAUGAUAUGCAGGUUUACUUCAGAUGCAAAGGACCGCCCUCAUGGAUGCAGCAUUGCGAUUAGCACUUAUUCCAUGAUGGGGCAUAGCAUGAAGAGGUCCUAUGAGUCAGAGAAAGUUAUGGAAUGGAUUCGAAGCCAGGAAUGGGGUCUUAUUGUGCUUGAUGAGGUACACACUAUACCUGCAAAGCAGUUUAGGAGGGUGUUAACCGUUGUGCAGUCUCAUUGCAAACUGGGCCUUACUGCGACAUUGGUAAGAGAGGAUGACAAAAUUUCUGACUUAAAUUUCUUGAUUGGUCCAAAACUGUAUGAAGCAAACUGGAUGGAGCUACAGAACGGUGGAUUUAUUGCAAGGGUGCAAUGUGCAGAGGUCUGGUGUCCAAUGACCCCUGAAUUUUAUCGGGAGUACUUGAGUAUUAGGUCAAGAAAACGCUUGCUGCUUUAUGUAAUGAAUCCAAACAAGUUCAGAGCAUGUCAGUUUCUUGUUCGUUUCCAUGAGCGCAGGAAUGAUAAAAUUGUGGUGUUUUCCGACAAUGUUUUUGCAUUGAAAGAGUAUGCUGUAAGAAUGGGGAAACCAUACAUUUAUGGUCCCACAACGCAAGGGGAAAGGCUGCAGAUCCUUCAGAACUUUAUUCACAACCCUAAAGUGAACACCAUCUUUAUCUCAAAGGUGGGUGACAACUCUAUUGAUCUUCCAGCUGCAAAUGUCCUCAUUCAAGUGUCAUCACAUGGAGGUUCUCGAAGGCAGGAGGCGCAGAGACUUGGAAGAAUUCUUCGUGCCAAAAAAGGAUCACUAGCGGAAGAGUAUAAUGCCUUUUUCUAUUCUUUGGUGUCCCAAGAUACUGUUGAAGUUGCAUAUUCCACAAAGCGUCAAAGGUUUUUAGUAGACCAGGGAUAUUCAUUUAAAGCAAUCACUCAUCUAACUGGAAUAGAUGAAGAAGAGCAACUUGCCUUUACCACCAAGGAUGAACAGCAUGCUCUUCUUCAGAAAGUCCUCGCUGCGAGUGAUCUUGACGCAGAAGAGGAAAUGGUUCCAGGAGAAUUUGGAGUUGGAGAUAAAGGCAAGGGAGGAUUCCGAAGAGCGGGAGCAAUGAGCUCCAUGUCUGGGGCGGAUGACUCCGUUUAUAUGGAGUACCGAAAAACAAAACAAAGAAAAGGUGUUCAUGACCUUUUCAAACAAUUUCGAUAAUGACAUUGCAUUUCUCCCAAACUCUUCUUUACGUUUCUUAUAUCUUCAGUUUCUUGCGAAACUUAACAGUGAUUUUCUUUCCCUGUUUUUUUUUGUUUGUGUGUGUCUCUUCUCUAUUUAAUUUUUUUAAUACAUAUUUCACAUGUAAAUUACUGCCAACUUAUCUAGUAUCUACUGUAAAUGCUGGAAAUUAAAAAUCAAUGUAACUGACUAACCAUGAUGGUAAAAUACGAAAAUAAAUUGUAAUAUCACAAACUGCUAUUUCAGA